Messenger RNA from Ilex paraguariensis (yerba mate), 2029 nucleotides. The record is from the annotation of a GenBank genome assembly. Lineage: Eukaryota; Viridiplantae; Streptophyta; Magnoliopsida; Aquifoliales; Aquifoliaceae.
GUGCAUCAGUGCAUCUGCUAAUUUGAGAAAGGAAGCUUUGGGUGUGAUCGGCCAUGGCGUUUCAGAGAAAUCUACCGAGUCGAAGCCUCCAAGCUGCAAAGGCCAAGUGGUUAUAUAAUCUGUCGCUGCGUAGCUUUUCGUCGUCGCCGGUGGCCGGAGCGACUUCCGCCCCGCCUGAGCUGCCUCGGUUUGAUUACCAGCCGAAGCCGUACAAAGGACCAUUAGCGGACGAGGUCCUUGCCAAGCGCAAAAAUUAUUUAGGUCCUUCUCUCUUCUAUUACUACGAAAAACCUCUCAAUAUUGUGGAAGGGAAGAUGCAAUAUUUAUUUGAUGACACUGGAAAGCGCUAUCUGGAUGCAUUUGCCGGAGUAGUUACCGUGUCUUGUGGUCAUUGUCAUCCUGCAGUUUUGGAUGCUAUAAUGGAGCAAAGCAAGCUUCUUCAACAUGCUACAACCAUAUACCUCCACCAUGCAAUAGCUGAUUACGCAGAGGCAUUAGCAUCUAAGAUGCCCAGAAACCUCAAGGUUGUAUACUUUGUAAAUUCCGGAACUGAAGCAAAUGAAUUAGCAAUGCUGAUGGCAAGGUUACAAAGUGGCAACCUCAAUAUGAUAGCAUUGAGAAACUCAUAUCAUGGGGGAAGUUCUAAUACACUUGGACUUACGGCUCUUAGCACUUGGAAGUACCCAAUACCCCAGGGUGAAAUUCAUCAUGUUUUAAAUCCUAAUCCAUAUCGCGGUGUCUUUGGCUCUGACGCCAGCCGUUACGCAAGUGAUGUACAAGAUCACAUUGAUCAUGGUACUUCCGGAAAAGUUGCUGGUUUUAUUGCUGAAACCAUUCAGGGAGCUGGUGGUGCAGUUGAAUUAGCCCCUGGAUACUUGAAACUGGUCUAUGAAAUUGUGAGGAAAGCUGGUGGUGUCUGCAUUGCCGACGAAGUGCAAACUGGAUUUGGUCGGACAGGAAGCCAUUACUGGGGUUUUGAAACACAGGGUGUCAUUCCUGAUAUAGUUACCAUGGCAAAGUGUGGGCAAUGCUGUAGCCUACACAAUAAAUUUGCAGAGUUAAUAGCUAUUCCUACCACUAAGCUAAUAAGUGUUCCUGAUGAUCCAUUAGCUGCAAUAGGCGAUGACAUAGAACAAGAUAGAGGAUAUAGAGUAGAAGAUAAAGGAGGUAGGGGAGCUGGCUUGAAGGUGAGGACGGAGAAGCCAUUGGCCUUACCGGAUGAGGAAGAAGGCGAUGACAUAGAACAAGAUAGAGGAUAUAGAGUAGAAGAUAAAGGAGGUAGGGGAGCUGGCUUGAAGGUGAGGACGGAGAAGCCAUUGGCCUUACCGGAUGAGGAAGAAAAUGAGAAUUUUCAGGGUAUAGGGAAUGGUUUACCAUUAGGAGCUGUUGUGACAACACCAGAAAUAGCAAGUGUAAUGGCUCAGAAGAUACAGUUUAACACCUUUGGCGGGAACCCAGUAUGCUCUGCUGGUGGCCUUGAAGUACUCAGAGUUCUUGAUAACGAGAAACGUCAAAAGCAUUGUGCUGAGGUUGGAUCCCACUUGAUUGGGCGUUUGAGGGAGCUUCAGCAAAGACAUGAAAUAAUUGGAGACGUGAGAGGCAGGGGCUUAAUGGUGGGAAUAGAAUUUGUGACUGACAGGAAAGAGAAGACACCUGCCAAGGCAGAAACAGCAGUUUUGCUUGAAAAACUUAGAGAACUAGGUGUUCUAGUUGGGAAGGGUGGAUUACAUGCAAAUGUCUUCAGAAUAAAGCCUCCUAUGUGUUUCACCAAAGAUGAUGCAGAUUUCCUGGUUGAUGCUUUGGACUAUGCUGUAUCCAAGUUGUGAGAGUCUAUCAUUGGCUAUUUUAGAAGGAAAUCUGUGGACACGAGCUCGCUGCAAUAUUUGAGAAACACUAAUGUGUUCUGUGCUCUUCUAAAUGGAUGGAAAAUUUUCCAAUUAUGAAUAAAAAUAGCUAUGUUGUGAAAUUGAAAAUACUCAUCAGAUGAUCAAUACAAGCUGAUAAAAGUAUAUAUGGAAUGCGUUUAACG